AUGGCAUCCACCACAUUACGCAAGAAAGAAAUCUUAACAGACAUCCUAGUUAAACUACCUGCAAAAACCCUUGUUCGGUUUCUGUGUGCAUGCAAGUCAUGGAGUGAUUUGAUUAACAGCUCGAGUUUUAUCACCACACAGCUUAACAGGAAUGUCACCAAACACCUCCAUGUCUCUCUACUUUGCCUCCACUAUCUCGAUCUCAAACGUCCUUUUGAGUUCUACGAAAACUACGAGGAUUACCCAGAUCUUAAACGAGAAUUGGAAUGGUCACUUUUCUCCAACGAAUCUUUUGAGCAUUGCUUCAAGUUAAACCAUCCCUUGGGGAUCAAGAAAGAUUAUAGGGUAUAUGGCUCAAGCAAUGGCCUAGUUUGCAUUUCAGAUAACAAAUUGGACACCAAGAACCCUAUACACAUAUGGAACCCCUCGGUUAGGAAAUUUAGAACCCUUCCAAUGAGCACCAACCACAACAUUAAAUUUUGCUACAUUGCUCUCCAAUUCGGGUUUGUUAAAGUAUAA
Molecule: messenger RNA, 519 nt
Organism: Prunus mume (Japanese apricot)
Lineage: Eukaryota; Viridiplantae; Streptophyta; Magnoliopsida; Rosales; Rosaceae
Source: RefSeq, a predicted model, not a curated record